AUCAGUUGUUCAAGUUAUCUUUUAAAACUGUAUGAAAAUCACUGUUGGAUUAUCAGUUUGUUAGGAGUUGGGUGUUUAAAAAGAACUAAAUAUUUAGGUGCAAGGAAUUCUGAAUGUGAAAUACCUGUUAAUGAAAUUGGCUUUUUAUGGGAUGGCAUUUGUUUUGGAGCACUGUUGCUUCAAAAAUUAUUUUUUAAAAGUUACUAUUUUGAGCAUGUUGUAAAUGAAAUAAGAGCACAACACAUCCUUGCUUCAAGAGGUGCUGAACUUUUAUAUGAAAUCCAUAUGAAAGAAGUUCAGGAACAAAAGAGAGCUGAAAAAGAAACAAUGAAAAAAAUAAAACUUAAGUUGGAUCGAAUUCGAGCUCAUCAAAAAAAAAGAAAAUAUAACAAAGUUUCAGAGACUCACUAUAGAGUAAUACGUUCUGGAGAUUUUGAUACAAUUGAAGAAUAUUUUGAAGAUACUAUUGAAUUUGAAAAUAAAAAUAGAGAUGAAUCAGUGGAUAGAGAAGAAAUAAAAAAACCUGUUGAAAAUCAAAAACAUGGAUUUAUUUUUAACCUGCUUAUAACGUCAUCCAUGGGACCGGCAGUUUUUUGAUGUUAUAACUGAGUGUCGUUAUCUGCGGGGUCAUAAUUUCAGUCCCACAAAAGUAUCAAGUCUGUUUAAGAAUCUAUUAUAAAAUUCAUCUAAUUUAAUAUCGUAUGUAUAAAAGUGCAAACUAAAUAUUUAAAUCAACUUUAUUUACAUUAUUAUGUCUAAAUUUACAACGAUGUAAUUAAAAAUUUCAAAAAUUAUUUUUUAUAAGAAAUUUUUAUUUGUCAAGUUUCGAUAAUGGCGGCACUUUCGGUUUUAACGCCUGGAUGAUAAUUUUCUCGUUUCUUGCUUAUCUAUCAAUGGACAUGAAGUCCAAUAUAUUUCACUUUUAGGUUAAAUUAAUGUAUAUCAAUUAAAAAAAAACAAUAAAAAUAUUCACUUAAAAAAAGUCAGUUAUUUUAGAUUGUAAACUACAACACGAGUAUGAGAGCUAUGCAGACUAACCCACUGUCACGUCGUUUAAAGGGGUGGCGCAUCUCACCCCACCGAAUCAGGUGGUGACAGUACCACCCACAAUCGUUCUAGGAAGGGACUCUGACUGAACACGUAGUAUUUUCUUUGAUAAAUAAAAUUUAUAAUUUAAUUUUGUAAAUUUAAGAGUGCUUCAAAUAUGACGUUAAAACAGGGUUUUAU
Centruroides sculpturatus (bark scorpion) is the source of this 1227-nucleotide messenger RNA. RefSeq lists its product as uncharacterized. The record is from RefSeq and is a predicted model, not a curated record. Lineage: Eukaryota; Metazoa; Arthropoda; Arachnida; Scorpiones; Buthidae. The transcript has 5 exons. The coding region runs from base 286 to 597 and encodes 103 amino acids.